Messenger RNA from Mus caroli (Ryukyu mouse), 1220 nucleotides. RefSeq names its product alcohol dehydrogenase 1-like. Gene Ontology annotation, cellular component: cytosol. Gene Ontology annotation, biological process: retinoic acid metabolic process; retinol metabolic process. Lineage: Eukaryota; Metazoa; Chordata; Mammalia; Rodentia; Muridae. The record is from RefSeq and is a predicted model, not a curated record. Gene Ontology annotation, molecular function: zinc ion binding; all-trans-retinol dehydrogenase (NAD+) activity.
ACCUUCCAGAAGCAAAGAUGGAACAAGCCAGCCUCGCCACAAAAACAUCCGGCAAUGUCAUCAGAUGCCGGGCAGCUGUUGCCUGGACCACUAAUGCCCCGCUGUCCAUUGAGGAGGUUGAAGUUGAUCCACCAAAGGCUGGUGAGGUUCGAGUUAAGAUUAUAGCCUCUGGGAUCUGUGGCACUGAUAAUCAUACCAUAGAAGGGAAAAUGAAAACGCCAUUUCCUGUCAUCCUGGGCCAUGAGGGAGCUGGAGUUGUGGAGAGUAUUGGACCAGGUGUAACCACUGUAAAGCCAGGAGAUAAAGUCUUAAUGUUCCCUCUUCCGGAAUGUCGAGAAUGCUUCUACUGCCUCCACCCUGAGGGCAACUUCUGUGAGAAAGAAGAUAUUAUCUCUCCAACUGGAUUAAUGUUGGAUGGGACCAGCAGAUUUACCUGCAGAGGGAAGAAAAUCUAUAAUAUAAUGGGGACCAGCACAUUCACGGAAUAUACUGUGGUGCAUGAGAUUGCAGUGGUGAAGAUUGAUGCUGCUGCCCCUAUGGAUACAGUCUGUAUCAUGAGCUGCGCGGUGCCGACAGGCUUUGGAGCUGUGUUUAACACAGCUCAGGUCACCCCUGGCUCUUCCUGUGUGGUGUUUGGACUCGGAGGAAUUGGCUCUGCCAUUGUCAUGGCCUGCAAAGCCUCUGGAGCGUGUAGAAUCAUUGGGGUUGACAUCAAUGAGGAGAAGUUUCCUCGGGCAAGAGCCUUGGGGGUCACUGACUGUCUCAACCCUAACAAGCUGAAGAAGCCUGUGCAGGAGGUGGUGAAGGAAAUGACGGGGGUUGGUGUUGACUUUGCCUUUGAGGCCAUCGGACUCAUUGAAACCAUGGUUGCAGCUUUGAAGUCAUGCAAUAGGAGCUACGGAGUGUGUGUGAUUAUGGGAGUAGCUCCGACCGGUUCCCAGCUCUCUUUUGACCCAUUGGUACUUCUCCCUGGAAGAACCCUAAAAUCUUCCGUUUUGGGAGGGUAUAAAACCAGAGAUGACAUCCCUAAACUAGUAACUGACUACGUACAAAAGAAAAUCAACAUAGAUCCUCUUAUAACCCAUAGACUGCCUUUCCCAAAAAUCAAUGAAGGAUUCAGAUUGUUGCGAGAGGGAAAAUGCAUCCGUUGUGUCCUCUCUAUGAGACCCUGAUGGUGACGAGCACACUGGCAUCUCAGCAGUGCUCUUCUGUGCUUCUUU